CCGAGGCGCUAGCAGGGGCUUUUACUACUCUUCACCCGCUUCCCCAGCCCAGAACGCCCCCCUUCCCUCUAUCCCACCACCCACCACUCGGUCCCCCGCAUCCACCCCGCCCCUCUAUCCCGCCCCCUUCACCCCAGGCUGGGGAAUCUCCAUUGACGUUUGGGUGACGCUGCUGUGCUGCCGCCGUGGGGGGGUGGGGGGGAGUCCAGGCGCCGCACAGGUAACGCCGCCGCUGCCGCCAUAUUGACAUAGCAGGGAGCGGGGAGGGGACCCAAGGAAGCGGGGUGUUGGGGGGAGUCACCACCGAGCGGCCGUCGUGGUGGUGGCAGUGGUGAGCGCGAACCGAGCGGCAGCUCUUGAAGAGGCAGCACAGAGUUGUCUUCCUAUGGGAAUCACCGGGCGGCGGCGACGGCGACCCCCCGCUCCCAGCCUCUGAGAGACCCGUCGGCGAGCGCAGCGGUAGCUGAAGGCGGGGCUGGGGGUCGCCGCGGUAGCGGCGGCGGCGGCAGCGGCGGCAGCGGCAGCGGCGGGCCAGUUCCUUAGACAGGAUGCGCGGCCGCGCCAGCGGUAGGCGGCAGCUCCUGUUCGAGUGCUCCUGAAGGGGAGAUGCUACCAUUCGCUCCUCAGGACGAGCCCUGGGACCGAGAAAUGGAGGUGUUCAGCGGCGGCGGCGGCGCGAGCAGCGGCGAGGUAAAUGGUCUUAAAAUGGUUGAUGAGCCAAUGGAAGAGGGAGAAGCAGAUUCUUGUCAUGAUGAAGGAGUUGUUAAAGAAAUCCCUAUUACUCAUCAUGUUAAAGAAGGAUAUGAGAAAGCAGAUCCUGCACAGUUUGAGUUGCUCAAGGUUCUUGGUCAGGGGUCAUUUGGAAAGGUUUUUCUUGUUAGAAAGAAGACCGGUCCUGAUGCUGGGCAGCUCUAUGCAAUGAAGGUGUUAAAAAAAGCCUCUUUAAAAGUUCGAGACAGAGUUCGGACAAAGAUGGAGAGGGAUAUACUGGUGGAAGUAAAUCAUCCAUUUAUUGUCAAAUUGCACUAUGCCUUUCAGACUGAAGGGAAACUGUACUUAAUACUGGAUUUUCUCAGGGGAGGAGAUGUUUUCACAAGAUUAUCCAAAGAGGUUCUGUUUACAGAGGAAGAUGUGAAAUUCUACCUUGCAGAACUGGCCCUUGCUUUGGAUCAUCUGCACCAAUUAGGAAUUGUUUAUAGAGACCUGAAGCCAGAAAACAUUUUGCUUGAUGAAAUAGGACAUAUCAAAUUAACAGAUUUUGGACUCAGCAAGGAGUCAGUAGAUCAAGAAAAGAAGGCAUACUCAUUUUGUGGUACAGUAGAGUAUAUGGCUCCUGAAGUAGUAAAUAGGAGAGGCCAUUCCCAGAGUGCUGAUUGGUGGUCAUAUGGUGUUCUUAUGUUUGAAAUGCUUACUGGUACUCUACCAUUUCAAGGUAAAGACAGAAAUGAAACCAUGAAUAUGAUAUUAAAAGCAAAACUUGGAAUGCCUCAAUUUCUUAGUGCUGAAGCACAAAGUCUUUUAAGGAUGUUAUUCAAGAGGAAUCCAGCAAAUAGAUUGGGUUCAGAAGGAGUUGAGGAAAUCAAAAGACAUCUAUUUUUUGCAAAUAUUGACUGGGAUAAAUUAUAUAAAAGAGAAGUUCAGCCUCCUUUCAAACCUGCUUCUGGAAAACCAGAUGAUACUUUUUGUUUUGAUCCUGAAUUUACCGCAAAAACACCUAAAGAUUCUCCUGGUUUGCCAGCCAGUGCAAAUGCUCAUCAGCUCUUCAAAGGAUUCAGUUUUGUUGCAACUUCUAUUGCAGAAGAAUAUAAAAUCACUCCUAUCACAAGUGCAAAUGUAUUACCAAUUGUUCAGAUAAAUGGAAACGCUGCACAAUUUGGUGAAGUAUAUGAAUUGAAAGAGGAUAUUGGUGUUGGCUCCUAUUCUGUUUGCAAACGAUGCGUACAUGCAACUACUAACAUGGAAUUUGCAGUAAAGAUCAUUGACAAAAGUAAGCGAGAUCCUUCAGAAGAGAUUGAAAUAUUGAUGCGCUAUGGACAACACCCCAACAUCUGCAUUCUUUUGUAGGUCUUUGAUGAUGGUAGAUAUGUUUACCUUGUUACGGAUUUAAUGAAAGGAGGAGAGUUACUUGAUCGUAUUCUCAAACAAAAAUGUUUCUCAGAACGGGAGGCUAGUGAUAUACUGUAUGUAAUAAGUAAGACAGUUGACUAUCUUCAUUGUCAAGGAGUUGUUCAUCGUGAUCUUAAACCUAGUAAUAUUUUAUAUAUGGAUGAAUCAGCCAGUGCAGAUUCAAUCAGGAUAUGUGAUUUUGGGUUUGCAAAACAACUUCGAGGAGAAAAUGGACUUCUCUUAACUCCAUGCUACACUGCAAACUUUGUUGCACCUGAGGUUCUUAUGCAACAGGGAUAUGAUGCUGCUUGUGAUAUUUGGAGUUUAGGAGUCCUUUUUUACACAAUGUUGGCUGGCUACACUCCAUUUGCUAAUGGCCCCAAUGAUACUCCUGAAGAGAUAUUGCUGCGUAUAGGCAAUGGAAAGUUCUCUUUGAGUGGUGGAAACUGGGACAAUAUUUCAGACGGAGCAAAGGAUUUGCUUUCCCAUAUGCUUCAUAUGGACCCACGUCAGCGGUACACUACUGAACAAAUAUUAAAGCACUCAUGGAUAACUCACAGAGACCAGUUGCCAAAUGAGCAGCCAAAGAGAAAUGAUAUGUCACAUGUUGUUAAGGGAGCAAUGGUUGCAACAUAUUCUGCCCUGACUCACAAGACGUUUCAACCAGUCCUAGAGCCUGUAGCUGCUUCAAGCUUAGCCCAGCGACGGAGCAUGAAAAAGCGAACAUCAACUGGCCUGUAAGAUUUGUGGUGUUCCUUGGUUAAACUGGAUGAAGAUGAAAUUAAAUGUGUAGUUUUUUUUCCGAAUCUUAUCAAAGGCAUCGUUUUCUGCUAAAUUACUUGAAUAUUAAGUAAUAUAAGUCCCCAUUUUUAGGGGAAAUGAGAUUUAAAAAACCAUGCACAGGUCCACAAUAUUCAUAUUAUGUGUUUGCAGUAGUGUUCAAGUGUUCAUUUAAGCACAUAAUGGAUGUCCACCAGGUCAUCACAACUUCUCUGCACAUUAGCUUCUAAAAUUCCUUUUAAAUAAAGUUAAUUUAAUUUUUUUCUUGUUUCAUACAAUUAUGGUUUGGGGAAUCAUUACCAACAAUCAGUAUACAUAUAUAAUAGUACAAUGACAAGCAAUGUUAGUAUUUUUUAACAUCAGAUCCUGAAGGAUAGGCUUUUUUAAAAAAAGAAAAACAACAAAAACAUAUUGUAGAAGCUUGUUAUUCUGUAAAACCAAAGGACUCCAUUUAUUUGCCUCACUGUAGUUACUAAAAUGUAAACAUAGUGGUUUGGUGCCAGAGCAAAAUACAUUUGUGCUAAUAUAUUAAAUCUUGAUAUAGUUGGUGCCAAAGUUUUUAUAGAAGAAUUAUAUCACAGAUAAUGUGUUCAGGCAGAUCUGUAUAUUAUCCAUAAGUGGCCUCAUUAGAAAUAAAGGUUUUUUAUAAGGCUUCUGUAAAUUUUACAUCUAAUAGAAAUUUAGUACAAGUGAAACUUUUUUUUUGCCAAAGGCUUUAUACUGUUGGUGUAAUCUUCUAAAUAGGUCAUAGUUAAGCCUUUGAAAAUGAAGUAUGUGGUGUUGACACUAUCCUGGUGUUAUAUAAACUGAUUUUCAAGUUAACCAAUUGGAUUUAAUAAUCAUCUAUCCCCUUUAUAAAUGAACUACACUGUUGUUUUUCUGUCUUCAAUGUGCUUUGAAGUACAGCGUAGCAUAUUAUUCUUCCUUGAAUCCUAUGGUAAUACAGUUGACAUCUUACUAUAGUGGACUUGUGCAUAUAGCACACAUGAUAUAGUAUAAUGUAUUACAGUAAGCUUUAGACAAUGCUACUUAAUAGUUUGACUUCAUGAAGAUACACUAACAUUUUCAAUAUGAAUAAUAUUAAUGGUCUACAUGAAAUGUGAGCACAUUUUGAAAUCAUAUUUAUAAAAAAAUCUGGCCAAAUUGGUCUUAUUUAAUGUAUAAUUCAGAACCACUGUGUAGUAUGCAUUAUUUUUUCUAAAUGAUGGAAUGUUAAAGAAUCAUUUCACGUUGUUGAAGAAAAUACCAUUGCUACAGCAACAGCAGCAACUACUACUACUACUACUACUACUACUACUGACAGAAAGAGUUCAUGAAUGUAAACUGGAGGGUAUCACAGUUUUCUUUAGUGAAUAUAAGUGAACUACUUGUGUGUGUUAGGUGUGUUGUUUGCUAUGUAUUUUACUUUGUUUCAUUCAGAGAGAAAGUUGAUUACUGAGUGCUGAAGUAUACAAUUUAGGCUGGGAAACUUGUAACUUUGGUAUUUAAUAAAAUAAACUAUACAUAUUCUCUUUGUAAUGCAAAUAAUCUAUACUCCAUGCACAAAGACCUGUUUCCUGGGUGUGAUAUAUUAAAGUAUGUAUUCUUAUUUUGAGGUAUCUUUUUGAAGUAAUUGAAAGAGAUUAAAGAACAACUUAUGCCACAUGAAAAAUAAUUGCCUAGAAGUAGUUAGGUAUCAUGUCUUGUGGCUUUUUUAUGUUCCAUUUUGGAUUUUUCUUUUCUCAUUUGCUUUAUUACUGUUAUGUACUUGCAUGUAACAGUUUGUAUGCAUAUAUUCUGACUUAUUUUCCUCCUGUCAUUAUCUUGUGCUGUUAUGCCUUCUUCCUAUCAGAAUUGAUAUGUCAAAAUCAGAGGUGUGAUUUUGGUGUUGAAGUUUUCAGGACAGAGAUACUAUUUCCAUGGAUGCAUUUCAAGUAAUAAAAUUAGGGGAUGUGAAAUUGAGAAAUGAAAAAUGAUUACGAAAAACUUUCAGGUUUUCUAUAAUCAAUGACUUUAAAAAGUGGAUAGUCUUAAUUUUAAAUUAGCUUGCUCAUAAAGUUCAUGCCAUACAGUCCUAUCAUGAAAGGAACACUGUAAGUAUUAAGCAAUGAACAGUGUGAUUUCUGAUCACCUAAUGAGGAUUGACAGUAUAUAAAAGACACAGGUAUGCUACAGGAUGUGCCCAAUAAUUGUUUGAGGGUUUUCUACUGAAAAACUCCAAUAUACUAGCUUAACAACUGUAGUAGGAGGCAAACUUAUUGUAUGGGAAAGCUUCAAAUUAUACUGUAAUUUUGUAGAAGGAGCCCAGGUAAGGAUGGCUAAUCCUGUCCAGUUUGGCUAGAACUCUAUAGCCAAAAAUGCAGAUUUGAAUUGAAUAUUUUUUGAUGAGGCUUCCAUAAAUGCUUAACUAGUAAAAAACACAUUAUUUCUAAAAGACUUUAAAAUACUGUGGUUUCUAAUGGAUUCUUUAAUAAUUAUUUUGCAUUGUGUUUUUCUAGUUAAUGGUUUUUGGUAGUAUUUAAUGAUAGCACAGUUUGGGGGUUUUAUUGUUGUUCUUGAAGGGAGAAGAUAUUGAAUUUUUCUUAGAGAAAACAUCAGGUUUGCUCAAAUAGACUAACAAUCUGUUGUCCUUAAGCACGUAUUACCAUGAAUAAACUCAGGAAACAGUUUUCAAGAAAAUUAAAAUUCAGUGCUGGUGAUGGGGAUUUUUGUGGGAAAAAAAAACAAUGGUUUCAAGUUCUUUCACAAAGAUCAAACUUCUGCCUAUUUUGUUAGACUCAGCAAUGUCUAAACAUUGUUUUUUGUAAUUUAUUGUCAUUGGUAAUUCAACAUAAUAAAACAUUUUUGAUAGCA
Messenger RNA from Cebus imitator (Panamanian white-faced capuchin), 5718 nucleotides. It is a transcript of the gene RPS6KA6, whose product is annotated as ribosomal protein S6 kinase A6. Gene Ontology annotation, molecular function: magnesium ion binding; ribosomal protein S6 kinase activity; ATP binding. Gene Ontology annotation, biological process: protein phosphorylation. The record is from RefSeq and is a predicted model, not a curated record. Lineage: Eukaryota; Metazoa; Chordata; Mammalia; Primates; Cebidae. The transcript has 22 exons.